AUGGGUGCAGAACGAACCAAUCAGCUCCUGCGUCUUCCGAAUCCGCCCAGCGCUCCACACGUUGGCUCUCUAUGCCGUGUCGUAGGACCUCGGUUUCCCCAAUCACCUUCGUCCUACUCGUUGUCGCCCAUCGGUCAAGGAGCCCAGAAUCCACUCGAGCGCGUCGUCGGAGUCGAUCUCCUAAUGCAAGUUUGUCUCAGCUUCUGGGUCGAGACCGAGCCAAGCAUUCGCUUGAUCGACACGAACCUCCGUAAAAGACCUGCAGGGCCCGUCGGAAAGCGCCAGGCCGAGGCAACGCCGAGCCGCGAUCGUCGCAUCAAAAGUUCCCGCCCCGUGCUGCUGAUGACGUGUCACCUCAAUGCGCCCGCUCGUGAGAUUGCAUCGGCUCGUCAAGGCGUCAGCCGCUGCCGCAGUUGGAGCGUUGCGGAGGCCUCCUGGGUCAACCGUCGGAGAAGUCCGGCGGAUGUGGCAUUUUUGCCAUCGGCUGACAAGCUAUCACAACUGUUCUGA
Hirsutella rhossiliensis is the source of this 510-nucleotide messenger RNA. RefSeq lists its product as uncharacterized. Bases 1 to 510 code for a protein of 169 amino acids. NCBI's taxonomy places the organism in Eukaryota, Fungi, Ascomycota, Sordariomycetes, Hypocreales, Ophiocordycipitaceae. The record is from RefSeq and is a predicted model, not a curated record. The transcript is spliced from 2 exons.